AUGGUAUUAAGAGGUGGAACAAUUCCGGCUCCCGUCCACGCCCCGUGGGGAGGUCGACUCGAGGAGGGUAACAACAGGGGUCCCGCGCCUCCACGGAGGGGUCAGAGUGGGUUCUGGUCGGGGCCACUGGCCCUUCUGCAGAGAUCUGGACACAUCAAAGGAGCCAAAUACACCGGACACCACAGUGCCUUUGGCUGCCCGUACUCAGACAAUAAUGUGCGUAAGGAGGUGGUGCUUCCUGAUAGGCUGGGAGGAGAGAGAGUCGUUACCCUUGUACCUGUCAUCAUGUAUCACCACGGCAACCAGUCAGACAGGUGUGUUCAGAUGAAGACGGAGCACAGAGACGAGACUUUGGUGCUUCCUCUGGGAAAGAGAAGAAGACAGAUAGACAGACUGUCCCAACCAACCAAAUUCCUCCGUGUGAAACAGGAAGAGGAGGAGCUUCACAUCCGAGCCGUCGGCCCAGCAGCAGACUCCAGUCUCCAGGCCGUCCUCCACCAGUCUGUCUUCCUGUCGGCCAUGUCUGCGCAGCCCGGCCGCGACCUGUCGCUCUGCUGGGAGCAACACCGCAAACUUCUGCCGGGUGUCGUCGGACUCCACGCCGCAACCGUCCAACAGUGGAACGUCCAGCAGGUUUCAGACUUCAUUGAGUCUCUUCCAGGCUGUGAGGAACAGGCCAACCAGUUCAGAGACGAGCAAAUCGAUGGGCGGGCCUUCCUUCUGCUCACCCAACGGGACAUCAUCAGGAUCAUGUCAAUCAAACUUGGUCCCGCCCUCAAAAUCUACAACUCGAUCCUGAUGUUCAAACACGCCGAGGAGAGGAGCCAAUUGCACGCCGAGGAGAGGAACCAAUCACACGUCGAGGAGAGGAACCAAUCACACGUCGAGGAGAGGAACCAAUCACACGCAGAGGAGAGGAACCAAUCACACGUCGAGGAGAGGAGCCAAUCACACGCCGUGGACAGGAAUCAAUCACACUCCGAGGAGAGGAUCCGAUCACAUGCAGAGAACAGGAGCCAAUCACACGCCGAAGAAAGGAGCCAAUCACACGGCGAGGAAAUUGCUGUUCUAUAGGAGAGGCUUCAUUCCCUAUCUAAUCAUCAAACAGAUUUCAAUUUAUGAUGUACACCUAUAACCUCACGUGUUUGUCGGUCAUAUGACGACAGGUUUCAUCACAAAGAAGAAAACAAGAAAUGCAGAAAAAGUAUAGAUUUUGUCGUUUUGUUGUCACCUGAGAACACCUGAGCUCCGCCUCUUUGUGGAGGGGCGGGGCUUAAUGCAGGUGAGGCAUUCAGACGCUCAGUGUUUCCUCUGACACAUUAAAAUCACUUUCUACAAAAUGAAGAAACACCUGCAUCUGAAAACAAAGACUAUCUCCACAAAAAUCUUUUCGCUAAAAACAUGGCUGCUGCCAGCUGAUUGGCUGAAAACACAAGAAAAUUCACAUCUAAUCUAAAUGAAAAUACAAUUUCAGUUCUACAUUUUCUAAUUCUCCAAUAAUAAUUCAGAGAGAUGAUGUUUCUGAAAAUAUAUUUUUGUAAACAACUUCCAAUUUACAGGUGAUCUCCUAAUUCCUGUUAAUAACCACAAAAUCAGGUAAACAAAACUAAGAGAAACCGUAAAAAAACACAUAAAAUUACACUAAAUGUUUGUGAUAAAAUGUCUUCUAAAGGUCUGACAGCGAGAGAGUGUCUAUAUUACAUCCAUAGGAGACUCCAAGACAUCACACAGUAGUGACACUGUAAUAAUACUGUAGUAUUAAAAUAGUAAUACUGUAGUAGUACUGCAGUAGUAUUACUACUGUGGUAGUACUGCAGUAGUAACACUCAGGAUUUCACCGUUCAGACUUGAUGAACACAGUUGUGACAUCCAAAAGUCUCGCCUCCUCUGCUGUGAUUGGUCAAAAGUCUUUGAGCUCAGUUUUUGAUUCCAGAGUUUAUAUUUAUAAUUGUAUUCUCUAUAUGAAGAGUAUCUAUUGUUAUCUACUGUAUUUCUAUAGAUUUCUAUUUUCAAGUUUAUAUAUAAGUAUAUAUAUUUGGUAUUUCUCUGCCCCUAACUCGUGUCUCUGUGGGCGUCUACAGAGAGCUGCAGGGAUGGUGUCAUUCUGUAGUCAGACUCUGAAGUGAGCAUCGCCCUGCUUCCCUCCACAAUGCUGACUCAUGUCAGGGUUUAGGAUUCAUAAUGCUGAGUCAUGUCAGGGUUUAGGAUUCAUAACUCUCAUAAUGCUGACUCGUGUUAGAAUGCUAGGGCUGACUCCUGCAGCUCUCUGUGGUUGCUGGUUAUAAAGGGUCUGACCUACAGGAGGCGCUCUGCUGCACGCACUCAGUUUGAAACAACGAACAGUUCCCUCAGGUUUCCACGGUAACGUCUCAUGAAUUUAAACGUCAGGUUUUGUUGAUGUUUCCACACAA
Molecule: messenger RNA, 2411 nt
Organism: Cottoperca gobio
Lineage: Eukaryota; Metazoa; Chordata; Actinopteri; Perciformes; Bovichtidae
Product: lethal(3)malignant brain tumor-like protein 4
Exons: 8
Coding region: 1-1074 (357 amino acids)
Biological process (GO): negative regulation of DNA-templated transcription
Cellular component (GO): nucleus
Molecular function (GO): histone binding; zinc ion binding; chromatin binding
Source: RefSeq, a predicted model, not a curated record